Molecule: messenger RNA, 1791 nt
Organism: Orycteropus afer afer
Lineage: Eukaryota; Metazoa; Chordata; Mammalia; Tubulidentata; Orycteropodidae
Gene: DHX35
Product: DEAH-box helicase 35
Exons: 17
Coding region: 1-1791 (596 amino acids)
Cellular component (GO): intracellular anatomical structure; catalytic step 2 spliceosome
Molecular function (GO): RNA binding
Source: RefSeq, a predicted model, not a curated record
AUGGCUGCGCCCGUGGGACCGGUGAAGUUCUGGCGACCCGGUACAGAGGGGCCAGGUGUCAGCAUCUCUGAAGAGAGACAAAGUCAAGCGGAAAACUCUGUGGCCUCCAUUGUUUACAAUCCUUAUGCUGCCCUUUCUAUAGAGCAGCAGAGGCAGAAACUGCCAGUGUUCAAGCUUAGGAAUCAUAUACUUUACUUGGUAGAAAACUAUCAGACAGUGGUGAUUGUUGGAGAAACAGGAUGUGGAAAAAGCACGCAGAUUCCACAAUACCUCGCUGAAGCUGGCUGGACGGCCGAAGGAAGAGUUGUAGGCGUGACCCAGCCUCGAAGAGUGGCUGCUGUUACAGUUGCAGGGAGAGUAGCCGAGGAAAGAGGUGCGGUGCUGGGCCAUGAGGUGGGCUACUGCAUCCGCUUUGAUGACUGCACUGAUCCACUGGCUACAAGAAUUAAGUUUCUGACUGAUGGAAUGCUGGUCAGGGAAAUGAUGGUUGACCCUUUGUUAACAAAAUAUAGGACCACUAACUGCUAUAUCCCUUCCUUACCUGCAUAUCUAGAGCCUCCUGUUAAUGGGGAGAACUUUCGGGAUUUCUUUAAUCAAAAUGAAACCAGUGACCCAACCAGGGAUACGUGUGUGAUCCUUACAGUGGAAGGGCGAACAUUUCCAGUGGAUAUCUUUUAUCUGCAAAGUCCUGUUCCAGAUUAUAUCAAAGCAACUGUGGAAACUGUGGUGAAAAUUCACCAGACAGAGGGCGAUGGAGAUGUACUAGCAUUUCUCACUGGCCAGGAAGAGGUAGAAGCCGUCGUGUCUAUGCUAAUUGAGCAGGCUCGAGCGCUGGCUCGCACUGGGAUGAAGAGACACCUCCGGAUUCUCCCCAUGUAUGCGGGACUGCCUUCCUAUGAGCAAAUGAAAGUGUUUGAACGAGUACCACACAGUGUCAGGAAGGUGGUGGUGGCCACCAAUGUGGCAGAAACCUCCAUUACAAUCAGCGGCAUUGUGUAUGUGAUUGACUGUGGCUUUGUGAAACUCCGUGCCUACAAUCCCAGAACAGCAAUUGAAUGCUUGGUGGUGGUUCCGGUGUCCCAGGCCUCAGCCAACCAGCGAGCAGGGCGUGGUGGUCGUAACCGCUCAGGAAAGUGUUACCGACUCUAUACAGAGGAUGCCUUUGACAAGCUGCCACAAUCCACGGUCCCAGAGAUGCAGCGUAGCAAUUUGGCACCUGUCAUCCUGCAGCUGAAGGCGCUGGGCAUCGACAACGUCCUCAGGUUCCACUUCAUGUCGGUGAGUCUGCCUUCUUCUGGGGCUGCAGAGGAGCUGGAGAUUUUGUUCCUAAUGGCAGGUCUGGACAAAGACUGUCGGCUAACUGAACCGCUUGGUGUGAGGACAGCGGAGUUUCCUUUGAAUCCCAUGUUUGCGAAAAUGCUGCUUGAAUCAGGAAAUUUUGGCUGCUCUCAGGAAGUCCUAAGCAUUGCAGCCAUGAUGCAGAUCCAGAAUAUCUUUGUGGUCCCCCCAAACCAGAAGUCUCAGGCAAUUCGAGUGCACCGGAAAUUUGCUGUGGAGGAGGGCGAUCAUCUCACUAUGCUCAAUGUGUAUGAAACAUUCAUCAAACACAAUAAGAACUCUCAGUGGUGUCAGGAACAUUUCCUGAAUUACAAGGGUCUUGUCAGAGCUGCGACGGUGAGAGAACAGUUGAAAAAGCUGCUUGUCAAGUUCCAAGUGCCCAAGAAAUCGAGUGAAGGUGAGAACAAUGUGGGUAAGAAGCAAAAAAGCAGCUUGCUGAAGGUCACACAGUGA